Lachancea dasiensis is the source of this 1035-nucleotide messenger RNA. NCBI's taxonomy places the organism in Eukaryota, Fungi, Ascomycota, Saccharomycetes, Saccharomycetales, Saccharomycetaceae. The record is from the annotation of a GenBank genome assembly.
AUGGAUCAACUGAAGUUGGAGCUCAAGAGAUUUGAACGAAAGUUUGAGAGCAAGUAUGGGCGAACUCCGACUCGCGAAGACAUAAGGUCUUUGCCUGACAUUAAGAACAAAUAUAAGCAGUACGCGGUACUUCAGGUGGACAGGGACCGAAAACGCGCAGUAGAGAAUUCAGUGACCGAACAUACGCCGCAGAAAGAACAAUCUGUAGAGUUUGGCCCAACACCUCAAAUUUACGGGAAAGUUAUGGGCUUGUUCGACCUGCGAAUGUCGCCUAUAAAAAACGCAACGGUGCGUUCCCCGGGACUACUUUCUGGACAGGGAAACAAAACCUUGGAGCCCCCGAAACCCACAGGUUCAGCAAUUUACGCCAGAUACACGCUUACUCCAAGGAAAUCUCCGAAAAGUACCAGCAAAUAUGGACCAAACUCACCGUUGAAGUUUGACGAUGUACAUUUAUCCGUCAGAACUCCAAAACGCAACCUUCAGAGCUUACUGGCUGCGAACGGGGACUCAAGUGUAGGGAGCCCUUCUCCAAUCAUCAAGAGGCCAUUAGGAAAGCCGUUACUGCAGAUUGCUCGUGAAACAGAGAAAAUAUUGGAGGAAAUGGAAGAAUUUAGUGACGAGGACGUUGUAUCCAGAAAUGUCAGGGACGUUUUCCGAAACGAAGAUGGCUCAGAAGACGAUUUAGAUACCGAGGAUGAAGUGCAAGAGCAAGAAAAAAUUGUGCCCAAGCGUUCUAAGCGUAAGCACAUUUUACGCCCUGCUAAGAAUGCUUUGGCCUUAACGUCAGAACCCCCUCAAGUAAACAUCAAAGAGGAAAUGGCGCGACUCAAGCAAGAAGCUCUCGACGAGCUUCGUGGAAUACAACCUUCAGGAGCAGCGGUGAGUCAAGCAACGACGGCAAAGACUGCCACAACAAAUGCCAACCCCAAGCGCAGCAGAAAUAGGAAGUAUAAUCUCGUCAGCAGUAAUUUCCGUCGUUUGAAGCUGCCAACGUCUAAAGGUAGGGGAAAUAAGAGAUGGGGCCGCCGUUAA